This is a messenger RNA of Drosophila sechellia, 961 nucleotides long. It is a transcript of the gene SelT, whose product is annotated as selenoprotein T. NCBI's taxonomy places the organism in Eukaryota, Metazoa, Arthropoda, Insecta, Diptera, Drosophilidae. Gene Ontology annotation, molecular function: thioredoxin-disulfide reductase (NADPH) activity. The record is from RefSeq and is a predicted model, not a curated record. The coding region runs from base 99 to 695 and encodes 198 amino acids. The transcript has 2 exons. Gene Ontology annotation, cellular component: endoplasmic reticulum membrane. Gene Ontology annotation, biological process: cell redox homeostasis.
GGUAUUUGCCAGUCACACGGACAAACACCAAGGCAAAAGUGUGAGCAAAUAUUGAAUUCCAAAUUAAAUUCCCAAUUAUAUUAGGCCAAAAGCACGCAAUGGAAAGGCUGAACGGAAGGAAUGUGGCACUACUGGUGCUCUGCCUGUGCGCCGGCUACGCCCUGGUGUUCGCCGAGGGCGAGAAGGAGAUACCGGUCACCAAAUUCGGCCAGAACAUAGCGCCGACGAUGACUUUCCUUUACUGCUACUCCUGCGGCUAUCGCAAGGCGUUCGAGGACUACGUGGGCCUGCUAGGCGAGAAGUAUCCGCAAAUCCAGGUGAAUGGCGGCAACUACAAUCCGCCGGGUCUGAACUAUUACCUCUCUAAGAUGAUAUUCGCCCUGAAGAUCAUAAUCAUUGUGUCCGUGGUCAGUGCGGUCAGUCCGUUCACCUUCCUCGGCCUGAACACGCCCAGUUGGUGGAGCCACCUGCAGGCGAACAAGAUAUACGCCUGCAUGAUGAUCUUCUUCCUGGGCAACAUGCUCGAGGCCCAGCUCGUCUCGUCCGGCGCUUUCGAGAUAACACUAAACGAUGUGCCUGUGUGGUCGAAACUGCAGACGGGACGCUUUCCCUCGCCUGAGGUACUCUUUCAAAUCAUCGACAACCAUCUGCAGUUCACCGAAAAGGUGCAGGAGAAUCCGGACUUUGUUAAAUAAUAGCAUUGGACGUACUGGACGGACGGAGGAGCGGAAACAGCAGUUGGACAACACCAAAACAGCCGCAGACAACGAUUUCCGGCUCUGAACCCUAACUUAAACAUAAGCUCUUGUUCCGACAUUAUCCACUUAGCUGUAUUUCUGUUUUCACCCCAACUAUAGCCUACUCUACACGUCCUAAACGCAUCCAAUCCGAUCCGAACGAAAUCGCAUUUGAUCGGAUUUAGAUGGGGUAUAAAGUUCGCUUUAAUUUCAAUCAAACGAAA